AUGACCUGCCUAUCGACCAUGACGGCGGCCGCGCCAGUGAAGCCUGUGCGACGCAUCGAUUCCAACAGCACGGUGUACUCGGAGCACAGCGACAUCACCACCGAGAGCAACUGCUCUUCCCGGCUGCCCUCGCCACGCCAGACAUGUGACCGGGAGCAGUGCAACGUGAUCGUGAAGGCCACGUUCCUCGACGUGGACGAGGGCCAGAGCCUGUUGCAGUGCUUCGCGCAGCUGCGUGGCCGGAUCAUUUCAGACUCGGCGCUGGUGAUGGCAUAUGACAUCCAGGCCUACGAGCCUGGGAAGUUUAGCGACGAGCGUGCCAAGUCUGCGGAAAGCGCUUGCGCCGAGCCGAGAAUGCCGGAAGUGCGCGAAGAGCGCGGAGCUACGCAGGCCGCUGUGAAGCCGAAAUCGCAGGCAUCGCAGGCAUCGCAGGCAUCGCAGGCAUUGCAGGCAUCGCAGGCAUCGCAGGCAUCGCAGGCGGCAGGGAAGAAGAAGAGUCAUUCAAAGCAGACCGCGGAUCGCACCACUGUGAUGCUGCGGAAUGUCCCCAACAAUUACACCAGAGAGAUGUUCUUGACCCUCCUGGACGACCACGGCUUUGCCGGGCGCUACGACUUCGUGUACCUGCCCUGUGACUUCAAGCGACAGGCGAACCUGGGCUACGCCUUCGUGAACCUCGUGGACGCUUCGGCCGUCGAUGCUGCGUGGGCCACCUUUGAUGGUUUCGAGGCCUGGGCUCUUCCGAGCCAGAAGGCCCACGUGGAGCGAUACAAGAACAGUCCGGUGAUGCACAAGAGCGUUCCGGACGAGUACAAGCCGGCGAUCUUCAAGGAUGGUGUGCGAAGGACUCACGUUGAACAUCAUUGGGCAAAAGGCUUGAAGUUCGGGCCCGAAUCCCUGGACAACACUGCGUAG
Molecule: messenger RNA, 915 nt
Organism: Symbiodinium natans
Lineage: Eukaryota; Dinophyceae; Suessiales; Symbiodiniaceae
Source: the annotation of a GenBank genome assembly